AUGUUCCGUUGGUUAAAGAAAAAGUACCAAAAGAAUAACGAGAAUUCUAAAUCUUCUACAUGUAGAAGAUUGUCUUUUCCCGACGUAAUUGACCACGAGUUCUAUUUUGGAAAUUUGAAGCAGCUUGAAGAUAGGCAAUACCGCAGCUACUCAAACCUGUCCACUGAUUUCAGCUUCGAGCACAUCUAUGCUGAAAUUGACGAUCGAGAUUCGUUACCAGGUACAUCACUAUCGGAACUAUCGGUGGUUGAUAUAGUAGAAGAUGGAUACGAAGAAGUCAAUUCCGUGCCGCUUUCACCAUUCCGACCAGCCACUGACGAAGACGAUGGCUAUCUCAUACCAUUGAGACCGUGUUCAAGUGGGUCUGACGAAGAUGCUCAAAAGUUCCUUAAUUAUUUUGUCGUGACUCCAGAAAAAGACUUAGUUACAAAAACUGUGAGCAAUUCGAUCAUGAGAGCCUCAAGAUCAAGCAAUGGUCGCACGAUGCAGCUCAGUAAGAGAAAAGAAGUCAAAUCAUGGCAUGGACGUAUUGGUCCUCUCUCUUCGGAAGACGAUCUAUGGGAAGAUGUUACAAAUGAAUUUGUGUUUCAAUUGGAUACUGUAGCAACUGUUGAGAGAACUCCUUCAAAACUUAGCAGCCUUAGUCGAAAAAUACCUUUUUGGAAUAAACAUCGUGGAGGUGGACAGUCAACUAAAGAGAACGUGGCGUCGAAAAAGAAGUGUAAAAACGUUGGAUUGUCUAGAACGAACCCGUCUUCGAACAAUUCAGACUCUCUUGGCAGUUUCAGCGAUCUCAGUGACGAUACGUAUUAUUGUGAAGUAAGAACAGUCCCAGAAACAGCCUCAGUAUUUCAAGAAAUGCCAUACUUCAACCCAAGAUGUGGUUUCGGACUAAAUAAAUGGUAUAAAUCCUAA
Messenger RNA from Lottia gigantea (owl limpet), 915 nucleotides. RefSeq lists its product as hypothetical. The record is from RefSeq and is a predicted model, not a curated record. Bases 1 to 915 code for a protein of 304 amino acids. NCBI's taxonomy places the organism in Eukaryota, Metazoa, Mollusca, Gastropoda, Lottiidae. The transcript has a single exon.